Molecule: messenger RNA, 544 nt
Organism: Ambispora gerdemannii
Lineage: Eukaryota; Fungi; Glomeromycota; Glomeromycetes; Archaeosporales; Ambisporaceae
Source: the annotation of a GenBank genome assembly
AUGGAUUACCCGAUACCUGCUGAUUUUCAAGGUUAUGAACCAAUUAAGCCAAGGAAAAUGGUAAAAUUACAGAAAAAUGAUGAACAAUCAUUAAAAUAUUAUAAUCAUCAAAAGGAAGGAAUCCAACCAGAAAAAGCAUAUCACACCGACGCUGGAUUCGAUCUUCGAUAUCCAGGAAAGAAACCCUUGAUAUUAGAACCUCACACGAUAACAAAAAUUGACCUUAAAAUCGCCGUUGAAAUACCAGAAGGAACUAUGAUGCAAUUAGCGUCCCCAUGGACUUUUCUAGUAAUAUACCUCGACGAUACAAAUAUACAUUCACCCACGUUUGGAAGUCAUUUAGACCAUCUCCAACAAACGUUUGAUCGUCUACAAAAGGCAGGAUUACGGUUAAAUAUUCAGAAAUGUCAUUUUUGCAAGGAAAGUCUUGAAUUCCUAGGACACGUAAUAGGAAAGGACGGAAUCAAACCAGAUCCAGCAAAAAUCGAAAAAGUAGUAAAAUUCCCACAACCUACCAAUUUGACUACAUUACGAGGAUUUUUAG